Messenger RNA from Raphanus sativus (radish), 370 nucleotides. RefSeq names its product mitochondrial import inner membrane translocase subunit TIM8-like. The transcript is spliced from 2 exons. The coding region runs from base 41 to 280 and encodes 79 amino acids. The record is from RefSeq and is a predicted model, not a curated record. Lineage: Eukaryota; Viridiplantae; Streptophyta; Magnoliopsida; Brassicales; Brassicaceae.
GAAAAGAAUUAGAUUUCAAACAGAGACGCUCCGUCAAAUUAUGGAUGCCUCCGCCGCCAACAAUCCUGAAUUGCUUCGCUUCCUUAAUGAAGAAGAGCAAAGGGUGAUGAUGAACGAGGCGGUGGCCAAGCUGACAAGCGUGUGUUGGGACAAAUGCCUGACAAGCGCACCGGGAAGCAAGUUCAGCCCAAGUGAACAUUCUUGUCUCACACACUGUGCUAAGCGUUACGCUGACAUGAGUAUGCUCAUCAUCAGAAGAAGCGCUCAGUUCAAGAACUGACCUUUACUCCCUUAACCUCCUCUUAACUUGUUGCAGCACAAAACUUGUGCUGUUUCAUUCAUAUGGAAUAAUAGUUUUUUUAGAUAACUA